Molecule: messenger RNA, 519 nt
Organism: Solanum dulcamara
Lineage: Eukaryota; Viridiplantae; Streptophyta; Magnoliopsida; Solanales; Solanaceae
Product: RING-H2 finger protein ATL56-like
Exons: 1
Coding region: 1-519 (172 amino acids)
Source: RefSeq, a predicted model, not a curated record
AUGACGUCUUUCACUAAAUUCUUCUCGUAUUUCAACCAACAUAUCAACAUUUUCUUCUUCUCAUGGAUUCCUAAAGCAUUACGGUUCCUAAUCCUUGUGUUUUUUGUUUCCAUCUCUGCAUACGCACAGAGACUAGAAAAACACAAUUGCAGGAAAAUUAUAAACAAAAGGAGCACUAAAUUUGUGUACAAAAAGAGAAAAUUACUGGGAUUUUCUGCUACCGAACCGAUUGAUUGCGCGAUUUGUUUAUCGGAUUUCGAGCAGGGAGAUAAAGGGAGGAAAAUUGAAAGCUGCAAUCAUAUUUUCCAUGAAAAUUGCUUAGAUAAAUGGCUGAUGGACGGGAAAGGACAAGCCACGUGUCCUCUUUGCCGGAGCUUGAUUAUACCGGAAAAUAUGGAGGAAGUUCACCGGAAAAUUAAAGACGAAGGAGUGACGUUUGGUAUAUUUGAGGAGGAACUUGCUCUGAUGUUGCUCUCUGGUUUGACUAGUGGAUGUUCUCAGUGGCGUAGCCACACAUAG